Messenger RNA from Alligator mississippiensis (American alligator), 860 nucleotides. RefSeq lists its product as uncharacterized. The transcript is spliced from 6 exons. Lineage: Eukaryota; Metazoa; Chordata; Crocodylia; Alligatoridae. The record is from RefSeq and is a predicted model, not a curated record. Bases 41 to 769 code for a protein of 242 amino acids. Gene Ontology annotation, cellular component: mitochondrion. Gene Ontology annotation, biological process: fatty acid beta-oxidation. Gene Ontology annotation, molecular function: 2,4-dienoyl-CoA reductase (NADPH) activity.
GGCCGUCGGGGCAGCCCCGCCCGGUCCUGGCUGCCGCCCCAUGGCUGCCGACAGGCUGGUCGUGGUGCUGGGCGGCGCCGGCACCGUGGGCUCCGGCAUCGCCAAGGCGCUGCUGGACAGGGGUUUCCGCGUGGCCGUCAUCUCCCGGGACGCGGCCCGGCUGGACAAGCUGCGGGACUUCGUGCCGGCGGCCGCGCGGCCCCGCCUGCACACGCUCGUCGGGGACGUGGGGUCGGAGGCCGGCGCGGAGUCGGCCAAGCGGGAGCUGGUGCGGAGCGUGGGCCAGGUCACGGACGUGGUGUCGUCGCUGGGCUUCAGCUGGUGGCAGGGCGGCCCCCCGCACACGCAGCCGCUGCAGGAGCUGCACCGGGUGCUGGACACGCUGCUGCUGAGCACCUUCACCGCCUGGAAGGCCUUCUUCCCCCUGGUGCAGGACAGCGCCGAGGGCUCCUACACCUUCAUCACAGGCGGGGCCGGCGAGCGCCUCCUCAUGCCGGGCACCGGGUUCCUGACGCUGGGGGCGGCGGGGGCGCUGGCCUUCUGCCGGGUGCUGCGGGAGGAGUACCCCGACGUGCCCUGCAAGCUCAACGAGGUGAAGAUCAACAUGGGGGUGGCCACCCCGGAGCGCCUGGGCCCCGGCUACGUGAGUCACCUGGAGGUGGGGGAGGCGGUGGCCGCGCUGGUGGAGAAGCGCCGCGUGUCGCACGCCGUGCUGUGUGCCAGCUCGCCCGCCGACCUGCAGGCCCUGGCGCUGGAGGGCCAGCUCUGAGGGGCCCCAGCUCUGCUGCUCGCGCCCCGCCGGCUCCCCAUGCCCGUCUUCCCUGCUCUCUGGUCCCCUGCGAUGAGGGGGGCAGCUGACC